UAGUCACGUCCGUUUGCUUUUUGCGAUUUAGGGUUUGAAGGAGCUUUAUCACCAUGUCGGCUUUGACACUGCGUCGGAACAUAGACUUCGGCAAUGGCGGUGCAUUUCCGGAGAUUCACAUGCCUCAGUACCCUCUCGGCAUGGGGAGGGAUAAGAUCUCAAAACCCGGGACGAAGAUUCUUCCAGUUACAGUUGAUGCCAAUGGGGACAUUGCGUAUGACGUUCUUGUGUUUGAGAAUUCGAAAAAAAUUGUCUACUCCCAACACAAGGAUCUGGUGCCGAAAAUUUUAAAGGAUGAGGAGAUAGAUAAGGAUGAGAAGGAGGAGGAGGAGUUGCAAGAGGUGACUAGAGCGGAAACGAAAGCGGCAAUCGAGAAAACGAUGAACGUAUUAUUGAGCGGUGCGCAGCCGAAUAAUGUGCCCAAGCAAUCGUCGGACUUGAAAUAUUUUAAGUUCAUGCCGUCGGAGAAGUCAGGGGCGUUUAAUUCCGGCGCCAAGGAGAGGAUGAUAAAGAUGGUGGAGAAGCCUGUGGACCCACUUGAGCCGCCAAAGUUCAAGCACAAGCGUGUUCCUAGGCCUUCUGGUUACUCGCCCGUGCCAGUCAUGCAAUCACCUCCCAGGCCUGUGAGUUCGAAGGACCAGAAGGAAUGGACCAAGAUUCCGCCAUGUACUUCAAACUGGAAGAACCCGAAAGGGUAUACAAUUCCGUUGGACAAACGUCUUGUGGCUGAUGGGAGAGGCCUUCAUGAUGUUCUGAUUAAUGAUAAUUUUGCAAAGCUCGCCGAGUCUUUGUAUGUAGCGGAGGAGAAGGCUAGGGAGGAAAUCGAAGCAAUAAAUCAAGUUAAGCUAGAACUCAAUAAAAAGGAGAAGGAAAAGAAAGAGAGGGAGUUGAGGGAAUUAGCUCGGAAAGCUCGUUCUGAAAGAGCUGGAAUGGAUGCGGAUGUGCCAAAGGAGACGGUAGAGGAAAGACAAGGGAGGUUGGAACAGACUAAGAUUCGUGAGGAGAAGCAUGGAGAGAGGAAAACGAAGAGAAGGUUGGAGGAAAAAGAUGGAGCAAUGGGGAAGAAAAGUAAAACUACUAGAGAUAGAGAUCGAGAUAUUAGCGAGAAAGUUGCCCUAGGCAUGCCCAAUGUUGGAGGAGCGGGCGGCGGAGGGGGAGAGGUUAUGUAUGACCAUAGGCUGUUCAACCAGGAGAAAGGAAUGGACUCAGGGUUUGCCACAGAUGAUCAGCACAAUGUUUACGACAAGGGCUUGAUUAUGUCCCAGCCUACAAUUUCAACCCUAUACAGGCCUACGAAAGAUGUUGAUAGCAAAAUGUAUGGCGGCGCUGAUGAGCAGUUGGAUAAGAUUAGGAAGACAGGUGGCUUCAAACCUGACAGAGGGUUUGGAGGAACUGAUGAGAGGGCAGCAGGACAAAGAGAUGGACCGGUUGAGUUUGAGAGGGAUGUUGCUGAAGAAGCCGAUCUAUUUGGUCUGGACCGAUUAAUAACAAAGAUGAAGAAGGCUGAGAACGCCACGGACUAGGAUGGAACACGAGGACAAUGGGAGCAAGUGUUGGUGGUGGAUGAGAAAUGACUUUCAAACGGGCUUCAUCAGAAGAAAUCGUUAUGCUAUUCAGUGCUCAAUUGUCUUUGUUGUCAUGGGGUUUUUUAUUUUCAGUGGGUCUUAUCUAGUUGCUAUAUAUCUCAACCAUGAUUGUUUAUUAACUCAAAACCUUCUUAUAACAUAUUUUGUCUAUU
Messenger RNA from Malus domestica (apple), 1738 nucleotides. Its product is annotated as SNW/SKI-interacting protein-like. The record is from RefSeq and is a predicted model, not a curated record. Gene Ontology annotation, biological process: mRNA splicing, via spliceosome. Gene Ontology annotation, cellular component: spliceosomal complex. NCBI's taxonomy places the organism in Eukaryota, Viridiplantae, Streptophyta, Magnoliopsida, Rosales, Rosaceae.